This is a messenger RNA of Exophiala dermatitidis NIH/UT8656, 795 nucleotides long. RefSeq names its product gluconate 5-dehydrogenase. The transcript is spliced from 3 exons. Gene Ontology annotation, molecular function: oxidoreductase activity, acting on NAD(P)H, oxygen as acceptor. The record is from RefSeq and is a predicted model, not a curated record. Lineage: Eukaryota; Fungi; Ascomycota; Eurotiomycetes; Chaetothyriales; Herpotrichiellaceae. Gene Ontology annotation, cellular component: intracellular anatomical structure. Bases 1 to 795 code for a protein of 264 amino acids.
AUGCCACUCUUCACACCCAAUACGUCUAUACCGGUCCUUAAUCAAUUUUCACUGAAAGGCAAAUUCGGCUUGGUCACAGGCGGAGCCGGGGGUAUUGGCGUAGAGAUUGUACGGGGCCUGGCCGAAGCUGGUGCAGAUGUUGCCUUCACUUACUUGACCAACACUGGAGCUGCGAACAUAGCCGAACGAAUCUCCCAAGAAACAGGUCAAAGAGUGAAAGCUUAUAAGGCGAAUGUCUGCGACCGCGAAGAUAUCACCAGUGUGGUCGAGACAGUCAAUCACGACUUCGGCCAUCUUGACGUAGUCGUGGCCAAUGCCGGAGUUUGCGCACAGAUUCCAAGCCUCGACUACACGGAAGAGACAUGGGCACGAGACUAUGCUGUCAAUGUUGAAGGCGUUAUGUGGACAGCCCAGGCGGCUGGUAAGAUCUUCCAGGCUCAGGGCCACGGCAAUCUUAUCAUCACCGCCAGCGUCAGCUCAGUUUUGGUCAAUUUCCCUCAACCACAGAGCGCCUAUAACUCGAGCAAAGCUGCUGCUGCGCACCUGGGAAAGAACCUUGCAGUGGAAUGGGUCGACUUUGCCCGAGUGAACUGUGUCAGUCCUGGCUAUGUCGCGACGAACAUGACUCUUAGCCAACCGGAGGCAAUCCGCGACAACUGGACUUUGCAAGUACCUGGGCGCCGCAUGGCGGAACCGGCUGAACUCAGAGGGUUGUAUGUGUUCCUGGCAAGUGACGCCAGUAGCUUCAUGACGGGCGCUAAUGUUAUUUGCGAUGGCGGAUAUAGUCUUAUUUAA